Messenger RNA from Halteromyces radiatus, 3389 nucleotides. Its product is annotated as glycoside hydrolase superfamily. Lineage: Eukaryota; Fungi; Mucoromycota; Mucoromycetes; Mucorales; Cunninghamellaceae. Gene Ontology annotation, cellular component: vacuole. The transcript is spliced from 4 exons. Bases 47 to 3277 code for a protein of 1076 amino acids. Gene Ontology annotation, molecular function: beta-galactosidase activity. The record is from RefSeq and is a predicted model, not a curated record. Gene Ontology annotation, biological process: carbohydrate metabolic process.
ACUACUGUUUGUGUAGAAACCAAAAAGUAAAAAAAAAAAAAGUGUGAUGGGUGAUAUGACACAACUUUACUCUUUAUUUUCUUUGGUCGUACCGGUGGUCAUUGGCUUUGUUCUUUAUACACAUCAUCGUACUCAUGGUACUCUAACAGAUAUUACUACCGAAUCAGUUGCUUACAAUCGUACAAAAUAUCAAUCACUUUUGGACUGGGACAAAUAUUCUUUGCGUGUGGAAGGUGAACCAAUUCUAAUUCUUUCUGCUGAAUUUCAUUAUUGGCGUAUACCUGACCGUGAACGAUGGCCACAUAUUUUACAACAAUAUCAAACUGCUGGGUACAACACUAUUCGUAUCUAUUUCCAUUGGGGUUAUCAUUCACCAGCUGAAGGACUCUAUCUCUUUGAUGGCAAUCGUGAUGUGGAUUAUCUUUUAACACUUUGUGAAAAAUUGGGUCUUUUUGUCUUGGCGGCUCCUGGUCCUUAUAUUUGUGCUGAAACGCAAGGUGGUGGUUAUCCUUCUUGGCUUGUAGCCAAACGUCAUCUUAACAUUCGUCACAAUUCCAUCAUGCUCUGGCGUACUUAUGAUGCUUCCUUUGUCACCUACGAAAUUCAAUGGUUGGACCAUAUUCUACCUAUCUUGGCAAGACAUCAAAUUACCGAAAAUAAUGACCAACGACGUCGACGUGGUUGUAUCUUGGCUCUACAAAUCGAUAAUGAAUUAUUUGAAACAAUGGCUCAUAUUCUUCCUGUUGGCUUACGUGAUCAAAUGCGGGUGUUGGCCAAAGCUGCUCGUGAUGCUAAUAUUACUGUACCUCUAUUUACCAACGAUGGAUUCGAAGAAGGUGGAUGGGUUCCUGGGAAAAAACCAAAUUUCUGGUCCAAGUAUCCUUUUGGUAUCGAUUUAUAUGGAUUUGAUAAAUAUGUUGUGUUUGCUCCUUCAAGCUCUCCAAAAAGUUGGUUGAUUGAUGGUGGUACCACUUCUGGUGAAUGGAAAGAUUGGGAUCCCAAGAGAAUGGAAAAUUCGAUGGACAGACUUGAAAAAACAGUACGAGGAUUUGGUGGGGGUGCUAAGGAAUCACCCAUAUUUAUUCCAGAACUUCAAGGUGGAUGGUUCAAUCAUUAUCAAUUACAACACACAUAUGAUCAGAUAUACGACUUUUAUGGUGAUCAAUACACAAAGUUGUUAUUUGAAAGUUCAUUGGCUCAAGGUGUGACCAUGGCUAGUCUCUAUAUGGUAUAUGGUGGGACGAAUUGGGGGACUUUGGGUGAUCCUGAUGUCUAUACUUCAUACGAUUAUUCUGCAUGUAUUCGUGAAUAUGGUUAUUUAUCCUCUCGUGGACGCAAUCUUCGACAAACACUUAUCUUUGCACAAUCAUUCGAACCUUACUUCACUCGGACCGAUCUUCUCAAGAAACCAACAAUGGGAUCUCCUGUACGAGAAAUCAUCAAUCGACAACGUGUGGCUGUUGGCGCUGAUCAAGAUGUUGUAUUUACCUUUUUCCGCAACUUUGACCGCAAGAAACGUGAUGAACAUGUCAUCAAUCAGAAUUAUGCUGGCAAAACUAUUCAAAUGAAGAUUCAAUUUGGCUACAAGACAUCAUUUAUUGGUAUUGGCAAUUACAAGACCAUCAAUGGACUUUCACUUCUUCAAGCAAUCAUACCUAUUCAUGCUCGUAUGGUAAACCCUGACACAAAAGAAGAAAUUUGGAUAGUGGAAUCGACGCCCUCUGGACUUGGUGAACUUGCUUUCGAGAAUGUGGGAAUGACUAUUACUGGCAACAUGCAACCAGAAGUUGUAACGGUAGAAGAAUCAGUCUCCUUGAUACGAUUCAAACGCUCAGAUGGUUGGACAAAACUAGCGAUAAAUGGAGAAGGCGCUCUUUAUAUUAUUGGAUUGGAAUCAAAUAACAUUAGUACUCUCUACGCCGACUUUCAACCUUCAUAUUGGAACCGAGGAAGCACGAAGAGUAGAUAUCCUGGAUUAUUGGCUUGGGGUGCUGAUCAUCUUUAUUACAAUCAGGAAAACCAAGAAUUGGAAGUGGGCUAUAAUAUUCACGACACUGAAGUUCACCUGUUAUCAUUUACUAAACCAAUUGACCAACAUAUGAUUGUACAUGAUCAGAUGCCUUAUCUUUACACCAAAAAACUAGCAGAUCGUUCUCUUGAACAACAUUCGGUGGUACUUCCUCUUAUCAAUUGGAAAUAUCGUGAUGUGAACUGGAAUACCCUGAAUUGGCAACCUUUGAAACGCAACGAGAAAAAUAAACUGGUAUGGGAUGCCAUUGAUUAUCAUUUUACAAGCGGACAUGUACUCUAUCGCAAUCAAUUCAAGACACCAGGACAAGCCGAUCCUCAUGUUCAACUGUCUCUCAAUGUUCGUCAUCGUGCAACUGUAGUAGUGAAUGGACAUAUUGUGGGUGGACAUACAACGUACUCUCGACAAUUAUUCUCAGCUGGAGCAAAAAUAGGUCCUGAUCCAUGGUUUAUUGGCACGCAUAACUAUGACUUGACGCCUUAUCUCACACAUGAAGGACGACAAUUGGAAAAUACUUUGGUGAUCAUUGUCGAUAGUUUUGGACUCAAUCGUCAAGCAUUUAUUAUGAAUGAUAUUCGCAACCCUCGUGGUAUUAUCAAGGCAAAAUUGAAGGGUGUGGAUAUCAGUCAUCAACAAGUGGAACAAGGUUGGCAAAUCACUGGUGUAGACGUUGGUAAACUUAGUCAAGCAUACAACACAACUGGAUUCCCUGAUGAACAAUAUGAAGUAGGAUACGAAUCUUUUACACCUGGAAUGGAUUCGACACCACCUUCACCUACUGUCACCCCCAUAACACAUACCAAUGAACAACAACAACAACAACAACAAGAAGAAGAAAAGUAUGAUUAUCGUAUGCCUAUGAAUCCUUCUCAAGGUGUUCGAUGGUUACAAUUUAAUUUUGACAAUGCAUGGAAACAAGAAAAUCAAAGAGUCCCACUUCGUUUACAUUUGGAUGGAGAAUUUACGGCCAAGGUAAUUCUGAAUGAUUUAUUGAUUGGACUUUAUUUUGGUAAUGGCGAUGGACCUCAACAUGAUUUUUAUCUCCCUGAUGAAUUGAUUCAACGUCAUGACAAUGUGGUUCGUAUGUUAGUUUAUUGUUGGACUCCUACUGAAGCGCAAAUCCGGAUUCAAGGAUGGCAUGUUAAAGUACCUGGUAGUGGAAACUUGAUUACUUCUUCAUCAUUGGACUCGAUUACUCAACCUGCUAUGGACUAUAUUGUAUGGAAAGAUACUGUUCGUAUUCAAUAGUAUUAUAUAUAUAUAUAUGUUUGGAUAUAUUAACAAUGAUCCUUAUUAUUAGUUGUUGUUAUUAUGAUUUUGAAAUAAAAAAAAAAUGAAAAUAUUCAUCUAUCUACCUAUU